This is a messenger RNA of Drosophila willistoni, 829 nucleotides long. RefSeq names its product glycine-rich protein 2 (gene BomT3). The record is from RefSeq and is a predicted model, not a curated record. The coding region runs from base 47 to 409 and encodes 120 amino acids. NCBI's taxonomy places the organism in Eukaryota, Metazoa, Arthropoda, Insecta, Diptera, Drosophilidae. The transcript is spliced from 2 exons.
UCACUCAAUACUCCAUCAGAUCAACAGGGGAACCGAAACAUUUAAUAUGAGAGAUUUUACGGCUUUUGUGGUUCUUGCCCUGUCCGUUUUGACUGUGGCUCAGGCAGCUGUUUACAUUGGCGGUGGCUGUUAUGACUGUAAUCCACCCAAUGGUCAAGCUCCUGGCGUCUAUACAGGUGGCAAUGGCGGCGGUGGCCGAGGCAAUGGCGGAGGUGGAAACUAUUAUAAUCCAGGCUCUGGAGGUGGCGGCGGAAGUGGUCGUCCAGUUUAUUCAGGAAACUUUGGACCUGGCUACAGCAACGGCGGAGGUGGUGGCGGUGGUGCACGUUAUGGUGGUGGCGGCGGCGGUGGGGGUGGUCGGGGAUAUAAUGAUUAUGACAGCGGUCUUACGCAAAUUAUAACUGGCUAAGUAAACAAUGUGCUUUCAUUUAUAGUUCGAACAUGGCUUGCCUCAUACAGAUUAUGUAUUUGUGUGAAAAGUGAAAAGUGUGAAGUGAAAAACAAGAUUCAUAAUGUAGUUUGCAUAAUUACUACAAAAUAGACUAGGAUAGAAGCUGAAAAAUUCUCAUAACGUAAUUUGCGGUUAUUGUUAUAAUGUAUCAAAUUCCAGCUAGAAAUUCACAGAGCUGCGGUGUCUAUAAAUACACUAAAUAUAAUCAUUUAAAAUGAGACGUUAAUUAGGAACAAAUGUGGCGAACUAGGGCUUCUUCCUUUGAAAUGUUUAAUCAGGGGAAUGCCAAACAUUGGGGUUGAAGAUUGCUCCAUUGCACAUAUUUCACUUUGUUAGGUACAAAUUAAUGAGCAGCUACAAUUACAUUCAUUUUAAGUA